AUGGCACGCAAUAGCAUGACAAUCGACAUCGAAAAGGUGGCAGCACCUUCCCCGACUGACCACCGGGUGAGGGUGGCAACCAUCCCUGCCCCUUCAACAAGAUCUUCUAUCGAUAACACUCGACCUGGUGCCGUGCAGAGCAGCAAGUUCAGCAUCAAUGAGACAGAGAUGCUGGGCUUGGAUGGAAACGCUGGAACUCGCGAGAGUCUCGGUUGCAUGUACGAGAGAAUAUGGAGCUUCAAGGCUCUCCUCCGUUGGGCGCGUCACUUCAUCCCGGUAGCCGCUCUGCUGGGCAUCCCUGUUGCACUACUAGCUACCGUCUACGAAGAUCGGCGUGCUGCCGGUAUCAGACUGUUGGGUCUUUUCGUUUGGCUGGAAGUCGUUUGGGGAAGCCUGUGGCUUUCGAAGCUCAUCGCGAUGCUCAUGCCGACGGCAUACGUUUUCGUCUGUGGUAUUGUCAACUCCGGCACACGAAAGUACCAUCCUGUUGUUCGAGGCAUCGAGACUUCCAUCUCCCUUGUUUUCUGGACCAUCAUAGCAUAUGCUACAGUUGUUCCUGUCUGCAUGGCGUUUGAUGCUGGUUUAGCCGUCCCCAACUGGGUGUACAUCUUGCAGAAGGUCGCCCUGGCUUCCAUCGCCGUCGCUGCCAUGGUUCUGGUUCAACGCUUUAUCAUUCAGCUUAUCAAUAUCACCUACUCGGCUACGCAGUUCACAACACGCAUCAAGGAAUCCAAACGCCAAAUCGCCAUGCUCGACACGCUUUACAUAUCUUCAACACGCAUGUAUCCUCCUUUCUGCGACCGUUUUGCCCAGGAAGAUUAUACCAUUAUCACUGGGGAGAUCGAGCAGAAAGACAGUUCGCCAAGCAAGCUGCUAGCCAAUAUGCGAAUGGCUGGCCGCGAAGUAGCCCAGGCAUUUGGACAGAUGACGGCCGACAUCUCUGGAAACGAUUCCCUCUUCAAUACCCAGGCAGCCCACACGAUCGUCACAGAGGCACUGGAAGCCACAACGUCAUCGGAAGCUCUAGGCCGACGCAUCUGGAAGUCAUUUGCCUCCGAGAAAGAAGAUGCUCUCACGCAAAAGGAUUUGGAGAAGGCCUUCUCGGCGGAUCAACUUCGUGACGUCGAGGAGCUCUUCGCUUUGCUAGACGUGGACCAAAAUGGGGACGUUAGCUUGGAAGAGAUGAUAUCGACAGUCGUCCGCAUCGGCCAAGAACGUAUUGCCAUUUGGAAAAGUACUCACGACAUCAAGUCAGCGGUGCGAGUUCUCGAUCGCUUCCUUCAAGUUUUCAUUCUCGUUGGCACAGCUCUCAUUUAUGCCGCCUUCUUCAGCAACUCUUUCUCCACAUACCUCGCCACCAUCGGCACACAGCUUGCGGCCGUCUCCUUCGCCAUAUCUGGAACGGUGCAGGAGUUCUUGGGUUCAUGCAUCUUUAUCUUCGUGAAACACCCUUUCGACGUUGGCGACCGUGUCAUGAUUGACAGCCACGAGAUGACCGUUGAAAAGAUUUCCUUGCUGUACUCUGUAUUCCGCAAGGUCAACUCCAACAAAACGACCCAAGUGCCCAACAUCAACUUGAACAGCAUGUGGGUAGACAACGUCUCACGAAGCGGGGCUAUGCGAGAGCGCAUCACCAUUCAGAUCGCGGCCGACACAAGCUUCGACGACAUCGAGAGACUGAGAAGGAAAAUUCGUGACGAGGUCAGAGCACCCGAGAACCGUCGCGACUUCCGGGAGGAUGUUGAUGUCGAGCUUAUGUCCAUUGGUGACAUGAGCAAGCUUGAGAUUUACGUUGAGGCCGAGCACAAGUCCAACUGGAACAACGAGCACAUUCGCCGUCUACGCCGCAACAAACUGAUGACGACCGUGGUCUCUUCGUUGCGCGCGGCUGCCAUUCACGGGCCUGGCGGAGGUGCCGCAACCCUUGGCGAUCUGUCUAGACCGACAUAUCAGGUAGUCGUGAGCGAAGAGACAGCUGCAGCGGCGGCACAAAAGUUCAAAGAAGACCAGAACGUGUCAAAACGCUUGUCGGUGGUGUCUUCUGCGGUAGACGAUGGCCCAGGGUCUUUCUUAGGGGCCAUAAGACGGAAAUAA
Molecule: messenger RNA, 2094 nt
Organism: Colletotrichum karsti
Lineage: Eukaryota; Fungi; Ascomycota; Sordariomycetes; Glomerellales; Glomerellaceae
Exons: 2
Coding region: 1-2094 (697 amino acids)
Biological process (GO): intracellular calcium ion homeostasis; calcium ion transmembrane transport
Cellular component (GO): membrane
Molecular function (GO): calcium ion binding; calcium channel activity
Source: RefSeq, a predicted model, not a curated record